Orbilia oligospora ATCC 24927 is the source of this 1191-nucleotide messenger RNA. RefSeq lists its product as uncharacterized. Gene Ontology annotation, cellular component: nucleus; mediator complex. The record is from RefSeq and is a predicted model, not a curated record. Gene Ontology annotation, molecular function: RNA polymerase II CTD heptapeptide repeat kinase activity; cyclin-dependent protein serine/threonine kinase activity; ATP binding. Bases 1 to 1191 code for a protein of 396 amino acids. Lineage: Eukaryota; Fungi; Ascomycota; Orbiliomycetes; Orbiliales; Orbiliaceae. The transcript has 7 exons. Gene Ontology annotation, biological process: protein phosphorylation.
AUGGAAGACCAGAUCGCGAAAGCAGCCCAUAUAUCGGUACCCAGCGCCCCCAUCUCUGCAAUGCCUCUGCCUCCCUAUACUUCUAAAGUCAAAGUUCUUGAUAAAUACCACAUAAUCGGGUUUAUUUCCUCUGGAACUUAUGGCAGAGUAUACAAGGCGCGUUCUCGACACCCCGGUACUACCGGUGAGUUUGCGAUCAAAAAGUAUGGAUCCUUCAGCCGGCUUGAUAGUAAUGUUUGUCAGCAUGCCCUUAACAGCGAACUCGCUCAUGAAAAUGUCAUCCAUCUUCACGAAAUAAUCCUGGAAGACAAAUGUAUAUAUAUGGUCUUCGAAUACGCAGAACACGAUCUCCUGCAAAUAGUUCACCAUCAUUCCCACCCCGAACGUCGGCUCAUUCCGGAAUCCACAAUCAGAUCUAUCUUAUGGCAGCUGUUGAAUGGAGUUUCGUACCUACACCAAAAUUGGGUGAUGCAUCGAGAUUUGAAGCCUGCCAAUAUCAUGGUAACCGCUUCAGGUGAAGUCAAGAUAGGCGAUCUAGGGCUAGCUAGAGUUUUCUGGAAACCACUAGCCGCCCUUUUUAACGGAGACAAGGUGGUUGUAACGAUAUGGUAUAGGGCGCCAGAGUUGCUCCUUGGAUCACGGCACUACACUGCUGCUAUUGACCUAUGGGCCGUCGGCUGUAUUUUUGCCGAGUUGUUAGCCUUACGACCAAUAUUUAAAGGAGAAGAAGCGAAGAUGGACUCAAAAAAAACAGUGCCUUUCCAGAGAAAUCAAAUGCAGAAGAUAAUCGAGAUAUUAGGCACACCCACAAAAGAAAGAUGGCCCUCGAUCACCCAGCUACCUGAAUACCCCCAAAUGGCGCCUUUUAAACCGUAUAUCUGCAGUCUCGAAACCUGGUACCAACAAGUCGGCGCCACAAAUAAAUUAGGAUACGAAUUAUUGAGCGGCCUUCUGGAAUUCGACCCGGUCAAAAGAUUAACUGCCCAACAAGCACUGGAACAUCGUUACUUUACUGAAGGGCCGAAGAUUAGUCUGAAUGCCUUCGAGGGCUCAUUUAUCGAGUAUCCUCAUCGCAGGGUCAGCUCUGACGACAACGAUAUUCGGACAAGCUCGCUACCUGGGACGAAGCGCAGCGGAUUACCAGACGACAGCCUUCAACCUCGGACUAAGAGGGUCAAGGCUGGCGAAUGA